This is a messenger RNA of Bicyclus anynana (squinting bush brown), 882 nucleotides long. Its product is annotated as carbonyl reductase [NADPH] 3-like. The coding region runs from base 1 to 882 and encodes 293 amino acids. The transcript has a single exon. The record is from RefSeq and is a predicted model, not a curated record. Lineage: Eukaryota; Metazoa; Arthropoda; Insecta; Lepidoptera; Nymphalidae. Gene Ontology annotation, molecular function: oxidoreductase activity, acting on the CH-OH group of donors, NAD or NADP as acceptor.
AUGUCCGACAAAGUUGCAGUGGUCACCGGUGCCAAUAAAGGCAUAGGCUAUGGCAUUGUAAAAGAGCUAUGCAGACGAGGUGUCGGCACAGUUUAUUUGACAGCAAGAGACGUUGACAGAGGUCGCCAAGCGGUGGAGAAACUCAAGAGAGAAGGACUCAAACCAGAGUUCCACCAACUGGAUGUUACAGUUCCGAUCAGUGUAGAAAAAUUCGCCAACCAUCUAAAACAGAAGCACGGAGGCUUCGACAUCCUUAUUAACAACGCCGCCAUAAUCCAAAAGACCAUCACCAAAACAAUAUACGAAGAGGCUAAAAAUGUCAUAGAAGUGAACUAUAGGAGUUUGUUCAUCAUAGAGAAAUAUAUGUUCCCGAUUUUGAAACAAAAUGCAAGGGUUAUAAACGUUUCAAGUGAUUUAGGGCACAUUUCGAAUCUUAAAAACAGUUACUGGGUAAACAGACUUACAAAAGUCGAUGUAGAAGUGCAAGAUAUAGACGAUUUCGUCGAUUGGUUUUUGAGUUCUGUUAAAAAUGGUACAUUGAAAGAGGAAGAUUUUGCUGUGACAGCAUAUCUAUCUUAUAGAAUGUCUAAGGUAGCAGUGUGUGCAUUAACACGGGUCCAAUGUAGAAAAAUCGAUAGGAAUAUAGCGAUUAACUCUUUACAUCCAGGGUUUGUGAAGACGGAUAUGACACAGAACAACGGUUUCAUGACAGUGGAUCAAUCGUGUAAAACGCCUGUUUAUUUGGCACUGGAUUGUGAUCAGUCGUUGAAAGGGAAGUUCAUUUGGUACGAUAAGUCCGAAAAUGAUUGGACCGAUCGGAACUUGGCGCUGCUGUGUACGGAUAAGGAUUCGGUUGAGAAAUACGUUUCGUUGUUAACAUAA